AUGAGCAGCGCUCUGGCGGCAAAUGCGGCACAAGUUCAUGCAGCACUCAAGGAAUCCAGUAGCGAAGAGGAGACCAUCAAGCGAUUAAAGCGGGACUUAAGCGCUUCUUUGAUAGAGGUAGCCAAUGGGAAGGCUCGAGAGGCAGCGGAGACCAAAGCAGCAAAUCAGCUCCGAGCUCAAAUUGAAGAAUUGUACAAGAGGAUUGACGAGGAAGAACGGCAUUCUUUGCAACAAAAUGCCCGCCUGAAUGAAUUACUACAAGAACGAGACAAAUUGCAAUCAAGUCUUCAAGACCUUUACACUACGCAGGAACAAUUGCAGGACCGGCGUGCUGCAGCUGAAGAGGAGGCAAAAAAGCGAGAACGCCUAGAAAGGCAGCUCAAACAGAACAAAGCGCACUUUGAGCAACAACAGCAAGAAAUUGCAAAGAAACAAGCAGAGCUGGCACAGUCAGAGGAGCAAAUCACUGCCCUGCAACAGCAGCUGUCCGUGACUCAGCAGCAAGUUCAGCAAGAGGUGCAAGAAUCACAGGAAAUUCAGAGGCGCAUUGCCGGAAAGAGAAGCGGAGCUGAGGGCAAAGCAGGAAGAGCUCGAGCGCAUGAGAUCUGA
Messenger RNA from Eimeria necatrix, 609 nucleotides. RefSeq lists its product as hypothetical. The record is from RefSeq and is a predicted model, not a curated record. Bases 1 to 609 code for a protein of 202 amino acids. The transcript is spliced from 7 exons. Lineage: Eukaryota; Apicomplexa; Conoidasida; Eucoccidiorida; Eimeriidae.